GAGGGCGGGGAGAUGACACAGUUGUUCCCCCAGCCCUGCGGGGCGGGCAGCAUGGUUCACUCCAGCAUGGGGGCUCCAGAAAUAAGAAUGUCUAAGCCCCUGGAGGCCGAGAAGCAAGGUCUGGACUCCCCGUCAGAGCACACAGACACGGAAAGAAAUGGACCGGACACUAACCACCAGAAUCCCCAGAAUAAGACCUCCCCAUUCUCCGUGUCCCCGACUGGCCCCAGCACCAAGAUCAAGGCUGAAGACCCCAGUGGUGACCCAGCCCCAGCAGCACCCCCGCCCCCCCAGCCGGCUCAGCCACAUCUGCCCCAGGCCCAGCUCAUGCUGACGGGCAGCCAGCUUGCUGGGCUCACGGCGCUGAUGCCGGCUCAGCAGCAGCUCCUCCUGCAGCAAGCGCAGGCCCAGCUCCUGGCCGCCGCCGCAGCAGCCGCCGCCUCCUCCUCCUCCUCCUCUUCCUCCUCCUCCUCUGCCUCCUCCUCGACCUCGCAGCCCCCAGCCUCUUCUGGGGGAGGCGAUCUGCCACCACCACAACCUGCCAGCCAGGCCCCCGGGACCCCACAGCUCACCCUGUCCCAGCCCAUCCAGCUCACAGCACAGGACAUACAGCAGCUCCUCCAGCUCCAGCAGCUGGUGCUUGUUCCCGGUCACCACCUCCAGCCACCUGCUCAGUUCCUGUUGCCGCAGGCCCAGCAGAGUCAGCCAGGCCUGCUACCGACGCCAAAUCUAUUCCAGCUACCUCAGCAAACCCAGGGAGCUCUUCUGACCUCCCAGCCCCGGGCCGGGCUGCCCACACAGGCCGUGACCCGCCCCACGCUGCCCGAACCGCACCUCUCGCACCCGCAGCCUCCCAAAUGCUUGGAGCCACCAUCCCACCCCGAGGAGCCCAGUGACCUGGAGGAGCUGGAGCAGUUCGCCCGCACCUUCAAGCAGCGCCGCAUCAAGUUGGGCUUCACGCAGGGUGAUGUGGGCCUGGCCAUGGGCAAGCUCUACGGCAACGACUUCAGCCAGACAACCAUCUCCCGCUUCGAGGCCCUCAACCUGAGCUUCAAGAACAUGUGCAAACUCAAGCCCCUCCUGGAGAAGUGGCUCAACGACGCAGAGACUAUGUCUGUGGACUCCAGCCUGCCCAGCCCCAACCAGCUGAGCAGCCCCAGCCUGGGUUUCGAUGGGCUCCCUGGCCGGAGACGCAAGAAGAGGACCAGCAUCGAGACAAACGUCCGCUUCGCCUUAGAGAAGAGUUUUCUAGCGAACCAGAAGCCUACCUCAGAGGAGAUCCUGCUGAUCGCAGAGCAGCUGCACAUGGAGAAGGAAGUCAUCCGCGUCUGGUUCUGCAACCGGCGCCAGAAGGAGAAACGCAUCAACCCCUGCAGCGCGGCCCCCAUGCUGCCCAGCCCGGGGAAGCCAGCCAGCUAUAGCCCUCAUCUGGUCACACCCCAGGGAGGUGCCGGGACCUUGCCGAUGUCCCAAGCUUCCAGCAGUCUGAGCACAACAGUUACUACCUUAUCCUCAGCUGUGGGGACUCUCCACCCCAGCCGGACAGCUGGAGGGGGUGGGGGCGGGGGCGGGGCCGCGCCCCCCCUCAAUUCCAUCCCCUCUGUCACCCCCCCACCCCCCGCCACCACCAACAGCACAAAUCCCAGCCCUCAAGGCAGCCACUCGGCUAUCGGCUUGUCGGGCCUGAACCCCAGCGCGGGAAGCACAAUGGUGGGGUUGAGCUCCGGGCUGAGUCCAGCCCUCAUGAGCAACAACCCUUUGGCCACUAUCCAAGCCCUGGCCUCUGGUGGAACCCUGCCCCUUACCAGCCUUGACAGCAGCGGGAACCUGGUGCUGGGGGCAGCUGGUGCGGCCCCAGGGAGCCCUGGCCUGGUGACCUCGCCACUCUUCUUGAACCACGCUGGGCUGCCCCUGCUCAGUGCCCCACCUGGCGUGGGCCUGGUUUCGGCAGCCGCUGCGGCUGUGGCAGCUUCCAUCUCUAGCAAGUCUCCUGGCCUCUCCUCAUCCUCCUCUUCUUCAUCCUCUUCGUCGUCCUCCUCCUCCACUUGCAGCGAGGUGGCAGCACAGACCCCCGGAGGCCCAGGGGGGGCGGAGGCAGGGUCCAAGCCGGAGUGAGGGCCCACCAUGCCUCCCGUCCUACUCCUCUGACCCCUACCUCGGUCCCGGCCAGCGGUGGGGGCGCAGAGGGUCCUUGGAGCAGGAGCAACAAGGGAGGAAAGACCAAAAAAAAAAAACAAAACCCAACCAACCAAAAAAAGAAAGGAAGAAAAGAAAAGAAGAAAGAAAACCAAAAAUAAUCACAACAGAAACCAGCUGCCCCAAAGGAACCAGAGGUGAAAAACAAAAAACCAAAAACAAACAAAAAAUCCCCCACAAAACCAAACAAACCAAAAACCAGUUGCAAGCCAGACCUCACCCUCACUGCUAUGACACCAAAUAAGAACCCCCAGCCAGGGGCCGAGAAACCUCACAGGGCGGACCUCACCGAGCCCCUGGCUGUGGGGCCAACCCUCAACCUUGCUUCCUCCAGUGGGGGCCAGAGAAGGAAACAGAGAAUGUGCCAGCUUCCUAGCCCUAGCCCCCAGUGAAGACAGGACACAGCCUGGGGCAGAGGGGUAGGCUUUGAACCACCUGCCAAAUGUUCUUUUCCAGAAGGUGAAAGAGAAAGGGCCUGAACAAUCUUACACCAAAUAUUCAGUAGCUUCAUCCAAAGGAUGUACAGAAUUUUUAGCGUUGAGCUCAACAGAAUGUGUCCCUACCAUGCAUCCCCCUCUCCCCUGGCCCCCAGCUUUCCCCAUUGGGGCAAGGGGGGCGGUCUCGCUUUAACCUCCUCCUUGUCCCCCACCCCCACCCCCCAGCCAAGGGAGAGUGCAGGGGAAGGCAUGGGAUGACUUUCCACCCCUGUACCUUUCCCUUGUCCCUUGAAAGGGUGGGCUAGGCCAUUUUCACCAAGUUCUAGCUCUCACACACCCUCCCUCAGCCCAUCACCCUCCUCUGGGCUCUCCCUCCUCCCCAGCCCAUGGGAAGGUAGACGUUCCAGGCAAGAGGGGAUGAGGUGAGGACAUUCAAGCUGUCUUUUUUUCACCCUUGUCUGUCAGUUUCCCUGAGAAAAAAAUUCAUAUUCCAGUGCCUAUCCGUGGGAAUCCUUCACGUUCUUUGACAUUGACCAGAAACCAAAAAGAAAAAUCACCUCACCAUCCCCCAUGCCCCUCUGAUACUGGCAGAUGCCUCUUCCUCUCCCCCACACACAUGCAUACCCACACACACCCCCAUGGUGGGGUUCCUCGAGAUGGCGUCUCCAUCAGGGUCCAUGUGGCAGGGACAGUGCCAUGACCUGUGGUCCCCAUCUGAGAGGGCACUGUGGUGGCCACCACUCCCACAAAACCUUCCUCGAGUCUUGGCUGGACCCUGUGUUUAAAUGCUCAGCCCUGGAUACAUCUCAACAACGGACAGAGGAGAGCUGGCGCUGGGAGCCACUUUGCCCUCCUGCUACUGUGGAGGCCAACAAAGUUUUGAACCAAAAAAAAAAAAA
Hipposideros armiger (great roundleaf bat) is the source of this 3532-nucleotide messenger RNA. It is a transcript of the gene POU2F2, whose product is annotated as POU class 2 homeobox 2. The transcript is spliced from 16 exons. Gene Ontology annotation, cellular component: nucleus. Gene Ontology annotation, biological process: regulation of transcription by RNA polymerase II. NCBI's taxonomy places the organism in Eukaryota, Metazoa, Chordata, Mammalia, Chiroptera, Hipposideridae. Gene Ontology annotation, molecular function: RNA polymerase II cis-regulatory region sequence-specific DNA binding; DNA-binding transcription factor activity, RNA polymerase II-specific. The record is from RefSeq and is a predicted model, not a curated record. Bases 13 to 2115 code for a protein of 700 amino acids.